AUGGAUUAUGCAAAAAAAGGUGAUCUGAGACAAUCUUUACAAAGGGAAGGAUUAAGCAGACCUGCCAAUUUCCAAUCCGAAAAAGGACAAAUUUAUGGCAUUAUUCCUUAUAUAGCUCCCGAAGUUUUACAAGGUCAACCUUAUACUAAAGCUUCAGAUAUUUACUCUUUUGGAAUGGUGGCUUAUGAACUAUUUGCUAAUGUUUACCCUUACUAUGAAUACACCAAUGACGACAUUUUGCCUUUAAGGAUCAUCAAUGAUGGAUUACGACCUAAUAUUGAGGAAGUCCUAAUACCCCAAUUAUUAAAAGACUUAAUUGAAAGCGAUAGUGAAACAGUUGAAUUUUUUAAUCAACUUGAAGACUUUGAAGAAGACUACGACUACUUUUUUUUAAACACCCCUUAUCGAAUUCAUCCUAAAGAAGUUACUACUAGCAAACUAAUAAAUACUAGGCAAAUCACUCAAUGCUUAGAAAAGUUAAAAACUAGUGAAGAAUACCACACUGGAUCUUUAGAAGAGUUAACUUUACUAAUAUCAUUAGAUAACUUUGUUCUAGAAGAACCAAAUACUCAAGAUUACCUAACUAGAAUCUCUCUUCGGGUUAAUAAAUCUACUGGUUCAAAUAAACAAUUUAAACGCAAACUAUCUCUUUCGGCAGAAAUUUCAUCUAGCAAAGAAAUUAAACUAGAAAAAGAAACUAAACAAAUAGAAACAGAGGAUAAUUGA
This is a messenger RNA of Paraglomus brasilianum, 726 nucleotides long. Lineage: Eukaryota; Fungi; Glomeromycota; Glomeromycetes; Paraglomerales; Paraglomeraceae. The record is from the annotation of a GenBank genome assembly.